Molecule: messenger RNA, 2720 nt
Organism: Prunus persica (peach)
Lineage: Eukaryota; Viridiplantae; Streptophyta; Magnoliopsida; Rosales; Rosaceae
Product: PTI1-like tyrosine-protein kinase 1
Exons: 6
Coding region: 893-2515 (540 amino acids)
Biological process (GO): protein phosphorylation
Molecular function (GO): protein kinase activity; ATP binding
Source: RefSeq, a predicted model, not a curated record
AAAGCUCUGCCAUCUUGAUCGGUUUUGGUUUUGAUAAAAUCUUAUUUAUUUCUGCUUCAUCAUUUAAUUGUUCGCUGCCCUAGUUUUCUCCCAAAACCCUAAAUUCCCCCAUACACAAUAAUGCAGAAAGAAAAAGAUAUAUAAAGCAAGGGCAAAGAACACGAGUUAUAACCACGUCUUGAAUUUGGUUCCUAGAAUUCGAAAUUUCGCAAAUGUAAUUUGAUAUGUUAUAAAACUGAGGUCAAAGUUUGUUUAUUUAUUUAUGUCAAAGUUAGGAGGAUAGAGAGUUUUUUUUCACACACUGCGAAUGGGGUGAGCUCAACAUAAGUCAAUGUCCUUUUUCAUUAGGCUAAAUCCGUUGCCAAGAAACACAAGCUUUUUAGAUGGGCCAGUGGACUCUCCUCAUUUUUGCAACAACAAAUAAGCGAAGCGAGGCCAUUGAAUCUUAUACCGACAGACAGAAAAUAGAUCUUGGGUACAAGCCAAUUCAAGUGAGUGAUAAUAAAAAAGGCACCUCUAACUCUUCCAUUUUCUUCUCUCCAAUGUGCUUGAAGAAAGCAAAUCCUUGCACUGUGUGAGGGAAAAAAAAAAAAAAAACAUGUGCUCAUGAUCCUGUUGAUGAUAGUUGAAAGUUGCAACAAGCCCCUACAACCUUUUGGAAAUAGUUAUGUUGUGCCAUUAAUACCUGCCAAAUAUUGGUAAGUACUUAUUUGCAUCAACCACUUCACGUCAUGAAAAUAAAUCAAUAGAAGAAUAUGUCAGAAACACAGGGAAGCUACCAGAACCAACAACCAGAAGCAAUCUUCUUCUUAAGUUCUGAAAUGAACUGGUGCCUCAGCACCAGGUACCAUGGUUAGAUAAGUCAGAAGAUUGACCGCCCCGCCCCCCCCAAAUGUUAUCCCUCAGGUCCUCCAAGGCAGUGAAGAAGAAGAAGAGGUCAAUUAUUGUUGGUCUAAAUUCAGAUAGCUCCAGCAGAGAGAUGCUACUUAGAUUGCUCAUUUCUGUUGUUAAAGCAGGGGACAGCGUAACAGCUGUUCAUGUUCAAGAAGCAGAUGCUGAUGCUUUUGAUCCAAACUCUUUCCACACCCAUGAAGAUCUCUGCAAGUCCAAGAAGGUGGAUUUCCAUGUAAAAGUCUGCAUUACAGAUUCAUAUGUUUCUGAAUUACCCUAUCAAGUGAGGAUCAGCUAUGCAACAAUCCUUGUACUUGGUUGCAGCCUUUCAGGGCCAAGCCUUUCAGCUAUCAAUACUUGCUUGAAAGGGUUACCUCCCUCAUGCACUCUUCUGGUAAUGGAUACUGUUGGAAGAAUACUUUUGGAAGGGCAGGGGACUUCCCAACAAGGCUCUGUGAGGGCAGCAGCCCUGCAAUCUUCUCAGUCAUUUUCUUCAACCUACACUUUUUCUGAUAAAAAAUCAAAUAUCACUCCCCAGUUGCAAAAGUCAUUAACCAUACCAGCUUUCUCUACGGGGCCAUCAAUGCGACCAACUACUAGACGAGCACUCUCUGCUGUAAAUAAAAUGGUGGAGGUUUCUGACUCGGUGGCUGAGAAACUGUUUCAUAAAUUGGCACUGUUAGAAGCAGAAGGGUCCAUCAGGAAUUUCGCACUGCAAGAGCUUCGUUAUGCAACUAACAAUUUCAACUCUGCCAUGGUGAUUGGAGAGGGUGGACAUAGUAAGGUGUACCGUGCCAAACUUGGAGAUGGUCAAGAUGCUGCUGUGAAAGUCCUCAAAUCCUCACACUGUUCUGCUGUGGAUUUUUUUCGAGAAGUGGACUUGUUUUCAAGUAUGAAACAUGAGAGCAUUGUUCAGAUAAUCGGGUUCUGCAAUAACAAGGAGGUGCAAGCAAUUGUGUAUAAUCUUUUAAAGGGAAGUUUGAGGCAGAAUUUGAGACAACUUAGGUGGAGUGAGAGGAUGAAAGUUGCAAUUGGAGUGGCAAAGGCACUGGACUACCUUCAUCAUUCUCACAACCCUCCUAUCAUUCAUAGGGAUGUGAAGUCAUCCAACAUUCUCCUCUCCCACAAUUGCGAACCGAUUUUGUCGGAUUUUGGAGCAGCUAUGUUCCUUCAGCAAGCUUCAGCUAACACAAAGGCGCCAUUUGAUGUCGUUGGGACGUUUGGAUACUUAGCCCCGGAGUACAUGAUGUAUGGCAAGGUUGAUGAGAAGAUAGAUGUGUACUCAUAUGGAGUGGUGCUCCUAGAACUCAUCACUGGGAAAGAGGCUAUUCAAACUGACCAGGAGAUUCGUGAAAGCUUAGUGCUAUGGGCAAGGUCCUUGAUGUGCAGUGGCAUAUGGGAACGUCUAAUUGAUCCUAACUUGGUUGAAGACUAUAACAAGGAAGAGAUGGAAAUGAUGAUGAUUGCAGCGCGCCUCUGCCUUAUGCAUUCAUCUUCUCGAAGGCCAACCAUGAAGAUGAUACUUAGGUUCUUUGAGAAGCCAGAGCACUGGUUAAGGAUGCAAAGGGAAAGAGAUGAUUUUCUGAAUGGAAUUGAUUUACAAGGUGAAACAGCCCAGCCUUGACAAUCGAUCACAUUGAUUUCACCGUGCAGUAAACAGCCCAAGUUGAUCACUAUCAGCUACCAAAUAAUCCCAGUAUAUAUAAAUAAAUAUUGAAAAUUUAUUAUUUAAAUGCAGGGUGACCAACAAGAAAAUUGGUUGCAAAUGAAUUUUCCUGUUGGUUACCUAAUAUUUGAAACAAUAACUUGGAUGUGUAUCCGAAGGAAUU